This is a messenger RNA of Nasonia vitripennis (jewel wasp), 2169 nucleotides long. RefSeq lists its product as uncharacterized. The coding region runs from base 1 to 2025 and encodes 674 amino acids. The transcript has 17 exons. Gene Ontology annotation, molecular function: metalloendopeptidase activity. Gene Ontology annotation, cellular component: plasma membrane. Lineage: Eukaryota; Metazoa; Arthropoda; Insecta; Hymenoptera; Pteromalidae. Gene Ontology annotation, biological process: protein processing. The record is from RefSeq and is a predicted model, not a curated record.
AUGUUUUAUGACAUUUAUUAUAGGGUAUUUCUGCUUACUUAUGCGGUUCACACCGCGGCAGAUAUUGAAACAAAUGAAAUAUCAACAGGAUGUUCAAGCGAUUAUGACUGUAAAUAUUUAUAUGAUCACAUUGUAAAUCAUGUCGACACAUCUAAAGAUGUAUGUAAAGAUGUUUAUUCUUUUACUUGCCAAGUAAAGAAUGAACUUGGAAUAUUUAGCGAAAAUUUCAUGAAAGCCCAAUAUAAAACAUUGAUUGAGCGUGUCGAAUACUCAAUAAAUGAUGAUUCAUACAUGGACAAAUUUAAACCAAUUGAAAAAGAAAGGGAGCUUUAUAAACUAUGCAUGAACUACGGUGACGAACAAGCGAAACAUUUCAGGACGCAGGAAAAGUUAAAAUUCUUAAAAGAGAUGUAUAACAAUGCUUCUCAUGGCUUCAUAUGGGGAAUUGUCGAUCAAAAAUUGUAUAAUGAAGGUUUCGGGCAUGCUUUUUUUAAUAUCAGAGUCAUUCCUAAUCCUAGAAACGUUGAUCAAAACAUAAUAAUGUUAGAGCCACCUACGUUUGACUCUUAUGCAGACAUUCAUGAAGCAUUGAAACUAAUCGAAGAGUUUUCCACAAAGUACGAUAAAUUUAAUAGAUCAGAUAUUGACGAACUAUUGCAUCGUUAUGUUACAUCUGAUAAAUUAAAAAAUGUACAAAAACUAGUGCAAUCUGUAACGGAGGUAAUCUUCAAUUCAACUACCGAUUUCACAGACAAUGGUAGCAAGGUGACAACCAUUGGCGCUUGGUACAAUGACUUUAUCAAAACAUACGAAAGAAGUAGUGUUACAAGAAUAGAUUGGUUCCGUUAUCUCGCUACAACUUUUAAUGAAGUGGAAGUAGAUAAUAUUGAUUAUAAAACACCUAUUCUUGUCAAGAACAAAAUGUACUUUUCAAAACUUUUCGAUAUAUUCUUUGAAACAUCAAAUGAAGUCAUAGCAACUUCAAUCGUUGUUAAAGCAAUAGCUGAAAACAUAAAAUACAUCGAUUGGAAUUUAGCCACCAAGUUAAAACUUGUAUCGGAUAAGUAUAGAUCAGAGUUUUGUUUACAUAACACAAAAUUAUACGGUUUUUCGCAUGGGAUCUUAAAAGAAUACAAGAAGCAACCGAAUUCUGAAUUCCAUCAACUAACAAACAAGAUUAUUCGUACCUUUAUCAGUGAAAUCGAAGAAUCGAUUGCACUCUCGUAUAGUAAUGAAACAUAUUUAAAAUCGGAAUUGGAUACGAUUACUGCAUACGUGUAUAAACCUGAUGUCUACUUUGCAAGAAUGGUGGAACAAUUUUAUAAGGGUUAUGAUAUCGAGGGAAGUUAUUUUAGUGAUAUUGUUAGAUACCGGAAAAUAAUGAAACAAAAAGAUCUUUCGAUGUUAAAACAUAAAUCUAUACAUUUUAAAGCAUACCUACCGUUCAGUAUUAUAGAUUUAGUACAACCAGCUAAUCGUUUCACAAUAAAUGUGUAUUUUACUAGUCUUGAAUUCAAUCAUCAUAUAACGAAACGAGAAAUCAUUUAUGGGAGAUACGGUGUUCAAAUUGCUAGCGUUUUAUAUGCUUUAUUAAAUGAAAACAAAUUGGAAGAUUAUUCACUGCGUAGAUAUAAUCAUAAUACUUUGAAGAGUCAUUUAAGUGCACAUCCAGAUUAUUCUCUUGAUAAAAUGCGAUGCGUUAUUCCUGGUGUUCACAAAGAUAACAAAAAACAAUUUAUUGAAGCAAUGUCAAACGUAUAUGGAUUUCAAAUUGCCCAUACGGCCCUGCGGCCUAGUAAAAAUGAUUUACCACUUUUUCCUAAGCUUGGCUUGUAUCAUAUUCGGCAGUUCUUUCAUUUGGAAUAUAUAAAGGCACAUUGCUAUAUGGAGAAAGAUACGAUAAAUUCAAUUGUUCUCCACGAUGAAACAUUCUACACAGCUUUCCGUAAAUGUAAAAAUAGCAUCGUAAAGUGCCCAAAGUCUGCAGCAUUUGAUCGCUUGAGUAAAAAUGUAUUUUUAAUCUAAGUGUAAAAAUUACUAUCUUAUCUCUAUUUGUAAGCGAGCAAUAAUUUUCAAAUACCAAAUCAAUUGUUUUAAAAAAUAAUAUAAUAACGUAUAUAAAUAGAUGUUCAAAAUUUCUGGCGAACAAAAAUGAUUAUUUUUUCUAAA